Nicotiana attenuata is the source of this 510-nucleotide messenger RNA. RefSeq lists its product as uncharacterized. Lineage: Eukaryota; Viridiplantae; Streptophyta; Magnoliopsida; Solanales; Solanaceae. The record is from RefSeq and is a predicted model, not a curated record. The transcript is spliced from 2 exons. The coding region runs from base 1 to 510 and encodes 169 amino acids. Gene Ontology annotation, molecular function: RNA-DNA hybrid ribonuclease activity; nucleic acid binding.
AUGGCCUCGAAAGACAUGUCGGUCAGUAGAAAAGCGGAAAAGAUGCUCGCACCCGAGUCAAAUAUCAGCAUCCAAGAAGUGAAAGGAGGCAGUCAGAGGGCCUCGAGGGUAAACACACAAGUUUUGGCCGACGUUGUGGCUGAUUUUAGUCCUAGACUGCUGCCUUUGGCCACCAAAGAAGCGCUGAUGGUGACGGAAUCAACAUCGGGAGUCUGGAUCUUGUUCACGGAUGGAGCUUCCAAUAUAAAAGUGUCCGGGCUCGGUGUAGUAUUAAUCACGCAUUUGAGAGAAACUCUGAGGCAGGCCAUAAGGAAUGUUCCCUUAACUAACAAUGAAGCAGAGUAUGAGACCUUGAUUGUAGGUCUCGAGUUAGCCCAGGGACUGGAAUCCGAGGUCAUAGAAAUCAAAUGUGAUUCCCAGCUAGUAGUAAAUCAAGUCUACGGAAUCUUCGACGCUAAAGAAGAGCGCACGCAACAAUAUGUAGUGAAAGUCCAAGAUCAACUUGCAUGA